Bipolaris oryzae ATCC 44560 is the source of this 1131-nucleotide messenger RNA. RefSeq lists its product as uncharacterized. The coding region runs from base 1 to 1131 and encodes 376 amino acids. Lineage: Eukaryota; Fungi; Ascomycota; Dothideomycetes; Pleosporales; Pleosporaceae. The record is from RefSeq and is a predicted model, not a curated record. The transcript has 5 exons.
AUGCCAUUUUCUUCCACCCCCCAUAAUUUGGUGAGGUCGCCAGAGCACCGCUUUACUCGCGUCACACCCAAUGAUCACAGCGCCGCCAUUUGGAUUGUCUCGGUGUUAUCUUUGAUAUACAUUUUUCUAGUGCUAGCUGUUCGUCUUGGAUACACGAAACGGCGAGCACACGCCCUUGAUGACAUUGUAAUCACUCUUGCACAUCUGGCGAGCUUUGGCAUGUGGGCUUUAGUAUUUAAAUCUCUUAGGAACGGACUCGGGAAAUCAUUCAGCGUACUCAGCGACAUGGAGAUAUCUCAAGUACAGCAAUCCUUUUUCAAAAGCCGCAUCUUGUUAUAUGCUGCACUCGCCCUGUCAAAAUUCUCAAUGCUUGUCCUGAUCCGCGCUGUGUUCGCACGUGACACCCGUGUCUCGCGCAUUUCGAUUGCUGGUUUACUCCUUGUCGCGAUGUGGGGUGUGUUUAGCAUGCCAGCAGUCCCGCUACAUUGCCCAGCUGAGCAUGUCAUACCAAAACCUGGGGAAGACCAUUGCGUGGAUUUCAUCCCAUGGCUGGAGGUAAUCACAGUUGGCGACAUACUCACCGAGAUUAUUAUCAUAUCACUGCCAAUACUAGGCCUCUACAACACGCAGCUUCCCCUGAAAAGCAAGGCCGCCGUCAUGCUUGCUUUCUCCACCCGGAUACCCAACAUCGCAAUCUCCCUAUCCUACCUCAUCGCCUCCUCCACUUUCAUCACAAACAACCACCCACCCAUCGCCAUCGUCGCACCCGUGACCUGGCAAAUCGUCCUCCUAUCCUACAACCUCAUGUCCGCUACCACCCCGCUCCUUCGCGGCUUCACCCAAGGCUUCAAGACAGCAGGAAUGUCGCUCUUCGACAUGCCCGACGCUACUAGCGCCGCAGCAAGCGGAGCAACGCAAGAUAGUGUCGAACUGCGACUAGUUCCGCGGCCCAAAAUGCUACCACAAGACCUUGCCAUGUCGAUUAAUCGAACAGUGGUGCUUGGGGGCGAGGGGAGGCGUAGAUCGAGAGGUAGUGGAGAAAGGUAUCACGAUGAAGUUGCUUCGAUGGAUAGUUGCGGGUCGCGACGAAUAAUGGUGAGGAGAGAGUGGGAGGUCUCGAACGAAUCGUGA